AUUCUAGCGCUGCUUACCAUAUGGUCACACUGGGGCUUGCGUUAUUUAUAUUCCUGGCUUAAUCCCAUUUUAUUUAAGUAAAUCGAAGCGCACAAUACAGUUUUAAGUGAAAGAUGAAUGUCAUGCUCCGUUGCACGUUCCUGCUGCUCACCCUGGCCGUUUGCGGCAGCUGGGCCAUUCGAUGCUACCAGUGCUCCUCCGACCAGGAUCGCAAGGGGCACGACAGCUGUGGCGCCUACAAGAGGUUCAACCGCACCGAGCACAUUUCUAUUGAGUGCAACAGCGACGAGAGCCACAUGCCAGGAUCCUUCUGCAUGAAGGUGGUGCAGCAAGGACCCCGCGGAUUCAUCUGGGACGGUCGCUGGCGUCAGGUGAUUCGGCGAUGUGCAUCCGUUUCCGAUACCGGAGUGGUUGGCGUCUGCAACUGGGGAGUCUACGACAACGGAGUGUACUGGGAGGAGUGCUAUUGCUCCAGCGACAGCUGCAAUGGCUCCAGCUUAGCUCAAAUGCAUGGAUCCCUGCAGCUUCUGUUGGGCCUUCUGCUAAUUGGCGUUGCCUCCAGAACUUUUAGAAGUUAAUAGGAAAACCGGGCUUACCCUAACCACAAACAAAACACAAAAAAGUGCCUUUCGCCACUCUACAUGAAAUUUAAGCUAGGA
This is a messenger RNA of Drosophila erecta, 659 nucleotides long. RefSeq lists its product as uncharacterized. Bases 114 to 578 code for a protein of 154 amino acids. Gene Ontology annotation, biological process: positive regulation of voltage-gated potassium channel activity; sleep; regulation of synaptic transmission, cholinergic. NCBI's taxonomy places the organism in Eukaryota, Metazoa, Arthropoda, Insecta, Diptera, Drosophilidae. The record is from RefSeq and is a predicted model, not a curated record. The transcript is spliced from 3 exons.